Striga hermonthica is the source of this 1488-nucleotide messenger RNA. NCBI's taxonomy places the organism in Eukaryota, Viridiplantae, Streptophyta, Magnoliopsida, Lamiales, Orobanchaceae. The record is from the annotation of a GenBank genome assembly.
AUGGCCGGCGGGUUUUUGUUCCUGAUGGCUGCGCUGGCGGCCGCCGCCGUCGCGGCGCCGGAUUUGAGCGGCGGCGGCGGGUUUCGAGGGGUCCUGACCCUGGAGAGGGCUUUUACGGCCGGGGAGGGGGCGGAGCUGGAGGCGGCGAAGGCUCGAGACCGCGCGAGGCACGCGCGGGUGCUGCAGGGAUUCUCCGGCGGCAUCGUGGAUUUUCCGGUCAGUGGCACGUCGGAUCCCUACGCCGUUGGACUUUAUUACACCAAAGUAAAGUUGGGAUCUCCACCUAGGGAGUUCAACGUGCAAAUCGAUACUGGGAGUGACAUCUUGUGGGUCACUUGUAGUUCAUGUGAAAAUUGUCCACGCAAUAGUGGAUUAGGGAUUCCUCUAAACUUCUUUGAUGCUGGCACAUCAUCGACUGUCUCGCCUAUUUCCUGUUCAGAUAGACUUUGUGCUGCCUUUGUUCGAACGGCUUCUGCUGAGUGCUCAGCCGAAAACAAUCAGUGUGACUACAUUUUCCAGUAUGGGGACGGGAGUGGAACCACCGGUUAUUAUGUGUCAGACGUGCUCUAUUUUGAUUCCAUUCUGGGUACUUCGUCAAUAGUCAACUCAUCAGCUACUGUUGUGUUUGGAUGCAGCACGUCACUUUCUGGGGACCUGACUAAGUCAGAUAGAGCAGUUGAUGGGAUAUUUGGUUUCGGCAGGCAAGGUCUUUCAGUAAUAUCACAGCUGUCAACACUCGGGAUCACGCCCAGAAUAUUUUCCCAUUGCUUGAAAGGAGGGGGCAGUGGUGGCGGUAUACUGGUUCUUGGCCAGAUUUUGGACCCUAGAAUUGUUUACACUCCCUUAGUUCCAUCACAGCCUCAUUAUAAUUUAUAUCUGCAUAACAUUGCUGUCAAUGGCCAAUUGCUACCUAUUGAUCAAGCAGUUUUUACCACAUCAGGCAACCAAGGAACAAUAAUUGAUUCUGGGACAACUCUGGCGUAUCUCAUUGAAGGAGCUUAUGAUCCUUUGGUUAGUGCUAUAACCAAUGCCGUCUUACCAUCAGCUAGACCAAUUAUAUCUCGAGGGAAUCAAUGUUAUCUAGUGACCACAAGUGUAGGCGAGAUUUUUCCUACAGUUGCUUUCAAUUUUGCUGGGGACGCGACCUUGAUUUUGAGACCAAUCGACUAUCUUGUGCACAUGGGAUUUAUAGAUGACGCUCCAAUGUGGUGCAUGGGCUUUGUCAAAGUUUCGAAUAAAGGAACGACAAUUUUAGGAGAUCUUGUUCUUAAAGAUAAAAUCUUCGUUUAUGACCUCGCUCAUCAGAGAAUAGGAUGGGCAGACUAUGAGUGUUCUUUGUCUGUGAACGUCUCGUUGACCUCGGGCAGAGACGAGUACGUGAAUGCUGGGCAGAUGAGUGUAACCAGUAGAAGCACAUCAUCAAUGCACAGGAAUUAUAAUGCUCUUUUGCUGAAUUUAUUUGUAAUUCUUGGGCCUGUAUUCUUGUAA